Molecule: messenger RNA, 2014 nt
Organism: Mya arenaria
Lineage: Eukaryota; Metazoa; Mollusca; Bivalvia; Myida; Myidae
Product: serine/threonine-protein kinase RIO1-like
Exons: 14
Coding region: 77-1774 (565 amino acids)
Biological process (GO): maturation of SSU-rRNA
Cellular component (GO): preribosome, small subunit precursor; cytosol
Molecular function (GO): protein serine/threonine kinase activity; ATP binding
Source: RefSeq, a predicted model, not a curated record
CAUUAUUUCGCGACAAACUAGUUUUGCGCAAUACCACGUACAUUUGAUUUCUUGACAAAAUAGUUGAUUCACAGCUAUGGAAUUAGAAGAGGGACAGUUUGAGGAUGCUGGAGACAGAACUGUUUUUGAUAAAGGGUGUGUAUCAGUUGAUAAUAGCACUUGCCAGGAGAGUGGACCAGCAAAGCCAGAAGAGAACAAUGAUGUUGAAUAUUAUGACGACAAAUACGACUAUGAUGAUGACGAUGAUGAUGAUUAUAUUGAUUGGGGAAUUGAAGAGGUUGGAACCAACAAGAGAUAUAACUGCAAUGCGGGCUCCCACCCAAACCAGCAGCACAAGGCAGCGGGCGUGUACCAGCCUAAUGACAAGGUCAUGAGGAAAUACAUUGACAAAAUCAAUGUUGAGAAGUACACAGGCCCAAAGCUUUCGAGUUCUGCAUCAUCGGCUCUCAUGUCUAUGGGCAGAAGAAAUGAAGACAUGAGAUAUCGAGGAAAGGACAAAUCAGACAGAGCCACAGCAGAGCAGGUGAUGGACCCGCGUACACGAAUGAUUUUGUUCAAGAUGAUCAGCCGGGGAGUGAUCACGGAGGUGAAUGGCUGUAUCAGUACAGGGAAGGAGGCUAAUGUCUACCACGCAACUGCCAAAGAUGGGUCUGAUAGGGCCAUUAAGGUGUACAAGACGUCAAUAUUGAUAUUCAAAGAUCGUGACAAGUAUGUGAGCGGGGAGUUCAGGUUCCGACAUGGCUACUGUAAACACAAUCCUCGUAAAAUGGUGAAAACCUGGGCAGAAAAAGAAAUGAGAAAUCUCAUUAGGAUUCACCAGACAGGGAUCCCGUGUCCGGAGCCCAUCAUUCUACGCAGCCAUGUACUGGUCAUGGGUUUUAUAGGCACACAGGGCUGGCCUGCACCUUUACUCAAAGACUAUGAUAUAAAUGAAUCAAAGGCCAGGGAACUAUACAUGCAGUGUAUCCAAAUACUACGGACGUUAUACCAUGAAUGCAAGCUUAUACAUGCUGACUUCAGUGAAUUUAAUUUAUUAGUGCAUGAUGGUGACCUGUAUGUAAUAGAUGUAUCACAGUCUGUCGAACAUGACCAUCCGCACGCCCUCGAGUUUCUACGGAAAGACUGCACUAAUGUCACAGAAUACUUCAGAAAGAAAGGAGUGAGCACAUUAACAGUAAAGGAAUUGUUUGACUUUGUGACGGACGUUACGAUAACUGCGGAUAACCUUGAUGACUAUCUCGACCAGUGCAUGCAGAUGACAUCAAACAGAAACAUAGAUGAUGUCACAGAGCAGGAUAAGAUAGAUGAGGAGGUUUUUAAGCAUUCAUAUAUUCCGCGGACACUGGACCAAGUUAUAGACUUCGAAAGGGAUUAUGAAAAGCAGAGGAAGGGGCAGGGAGAGGAGUUGCUAUACAACAAAAUCACAGGACUAAGAACAGACCUUUCAGGCCCUCAACAGGUCCCCUCCUUGCUGCAGUCGGAUGCCAUGUCAGAGACAGCCACACAGGUGUCUGAGAGUGUGGCAGAUACACACAGUGUGGCUGGGGAGGUGGAGAGUUUGGAUGAAGAGGAUUCUGGGUCAGAUAACUCUGAUGAUGAGGAAGGUGAAAACAAAGGCAAACAGUUCAUAAGAGAAAGGGAUGAGUCUCCUAAUACUAAAAAGGAAAGAAAACGUCUUGUGAAAGAGGCACAAAAAGAGAAACGGCAAAACAAAAUACCAAAACAUGUGAAGAAACGAAAAGAAAAACUAUCUAAGCAAGGGAAAAAGAACUAACAUUUUAAACAGUUUAUUGCCCUGCCUGUGAUAUGUUCUGGUUGUCAUUGUUUUUGGAUUGGGUUAUUUGUUCUUGCUUAUGACUUGCAAUGUAACAUUGAAUAUUCUGUAAAAAAUAGACUCCUUAAAAUGCAAUAAAACUAUUGAUUUAUAUAAUUAUCUCCGUGGUCAUUUUUCUAAAAAACUGAAAUAAGAACAAUGUACUUGUUGUUUUUUUACAAAAGUCAUAUCAUGUAACAA